Molecule: messenger RNA, 2856 nt
Organism: Pristis pectinata (smalltooth sawfish)
Lineage: Eukaryota; Metazoa; Chordata; Chondrichthyes; Rhinopristiformes; Pristidae
Product: UPF0500 protein C1orf216 homolog
Exons: 3
Coding region: 326-1150 (274 amino acids)
Source: RefSeq, a predicted model, not a curated record
GGAGAUGGCACCUGACGCUUUGACCUUGCAACGUGUCAAGCUGAAUCAGGACUCAGGCUGCACAGUGCCGAGAAGGUGGCGGAUGAAUGGUCGCCGUGUUAGCAGAGGCUUCCUCUGCAGGGCUUGGAAUGACGGAACUGCCGCUGUUGAGCUCGGUGUGUGAUGUAUUUCCGCUCUCUGCAACUGAUCAAGGCUGCGAUGCGAUUUUAAGCAGAAAGCAAGAGGAGCAGACCUUUCUAGAUGGCAGAUGUGUUUCACAUUUCUUCUGACAAGCCUCAAGAUCCUGUAUAUCUCCCUUCUAUUCAGCUUUUUAAAGUAAAUCAGUAUGUUUGCUAUCGAGGCACCAGGAGCCCUUGAAGUUUCUCCAAAUUCUCAGCUUUACAAUGGAACACAUGAUCUACAAAUCAGGAGUGAAGCCAUUGGUAUGACAGAUGUCAAACAGGACAAGAAUUCUAAUUUUGUGGUAGAGCUAUAUAACAAGAAUGAGAACUUUGGUCAGCUUCAGUCUGAUGGGACCACAUUCAGAAAUAGUCCGAAACUAAUAAAUGAACCGAAUUUGCAAAUGAAGAAAGAGAAGGGCAGUUCUUUCACUGUGGUUGGAUCUUUGAGUUUGGAAUCGGGGAGAACCAGACCACCUUCUGCGGAGCGUGUCCGAAUUCCACCAGAGGGAGCUGAAGUGGGCCACCCCAGCAAACUUACCAAGGUUAGAGAUUGUGAAGAGUUUGCUGUCUCUCCUUCAGAUGACAAUGGUUAUUCCAGCAGCUGUCUGAGUAUUGAAAGCCCUGAUAGUGUGGAAGGAAGCAUCUGGGAGACAUCUGAAACUAUCAAGAGAGAUAAACUCGAUCCUUGGCAACAAAUCACAGAAGCUGAGGUUGAAAGCAUUCCAGGGACUCCACCUGCUGCAGAUUCCUUUCUGCCAUCAGUAUUUGAGGCAGUCCAGAGUCUUCAAGAGAAACAAAGAUUCAAAGAGCAAGAGAAAGAGAAGCACCAAACCCAAGUGGUCAUGUACCGCCGCUUGGCCUUGCUGCGAUGGAUCCGCAGCCUCAAGCAGAAAGUAGUGGACCAUCAAAACCGGCUGCAGGAGAGUUAUGACACCAUCUUGAGCAACCGCAAAGAGCUGCUCAAGUUCAUCAAACAGGGAGUCAUCUAGCAAGAAGAUGACCAAUGCAUGAAAACAUUUUGUUUUGGAGUCUCACAAAUCUCAGUAACUACCUUCUCUACUACAAUCAGAUUUAGUAAAACUCCAUUAUUCAUCUUAGAAACUCAGUUUAUGAAGACAGAAAAUGUAAGCACAUUAAUGUAUUUUUUGUUUGACAGGAUGAGAGGAUUUUUCUUCCAUUUUCUUGCUGCUUCUAGAAUUGACAUUUCCCCUAUUUUUAAGGCUGCCUUCUGAGAUGCAAUAGAGAAAAAAAUAGUUAAACAAAGGAGAUUAAUUUGGGAGACAGCACUUGGUCAAAUUGUUGGUUACGGUAAUCUCUUAAUCUCUACUGAGAUCUGUGGUUAUUUUGUAAAAGGAAAAUUAACGUUACUUCCCUGUAUGAUCUAGAAAGGCUACCUCCAGUCAAAAAGGUUAUGUUAGGAUCUUGUGCUAUUGCAUUUUGCAGUUGUUAUGUUGCAGAACUAUAUUUUUUUUCAUUUCACUAUUCCUUGAUGUUAAACUAAUUCCAUACAUUGCUGUCCUUUUAACUGUAACCUCUUUAAAAUGACUUCCAUGUUGCUCAGCAAACAAUUAGGGUGAUGGACAAUUGAUGCAUUAGUGUUGCUUCAGGAUUGUUUCCCUUCUCCCUCUAGGUUGAAGUUGAUAUUUGAUUUUUGAAAAAUAAGGAUCAUAAAAGCCAAGGAUUUACCUUGGUGCCUAAAGUCUGCACAUGAGGUACUGUUGCAGAUCCUGAUAUUAGUCCAACAUUUGUUUGCUUUAUUAUCAGGAAUCUUGGGUUGGAUAUAAGUUAUGCUCAAAAUCUUUGUAUAUUUGAAACACAUCAACACUUUUUAUUGGUUAAGCUUUAAUUGGUUGACUUUUUUAAUAUAAAGAUCGAAUGGUAUUAAAUGGAAUUAGAGAAAUAUGUUAACAGAUGAAGUACCCUUUUAUUCAUAUUAUAAUAGGAUAUGAAUUAUAAUCAUAGUCCUUUUAUUUUGGAACUCAUGGAUCAAUGAUUGUAAGCUUAUUUGCAAACACUAAUUAUAUUAUUUAUUAGAUGUGGGAUAUAGAAAAAUUGCAGUACCUGUAAGAGAUACUCAACUUUUAACAAAAAUGUAAAGACUAUAUUAAAAGUUAGCAUGUAGAAUAACUGUAUUGUAUCCAUUGGGUCUUGGGGAUCAUUUGUUGAUGGAUAAAGUUCAUAAGAUGCGCUCUUAAGUCAGAAAUUGCAUUGGCCAUAAGGGCAGCAAAGCAUUGUGAGCUGAACAAUAUUUUGUAGGAUGGACCUUUUAUAAGGAAAGCCUGGGUUCUGAAACUGCGUUAACCAACCUAUUGGUUGGAUAGUGCAUGUCUGAAAUUUGAGGAAACCCUCUCAUGGAUUGGAUUGAACAUUAUUAGAUGGAAGGGGUUCUCUGCAAAUCUGAAACCACAAUACUUUUUUCCUUCUGGUUUGUUUAAAACACUUAGAUAUUCAUGUAGGCAUGAUUACUUUAUUGUAAAAAUAACUAAUAUCAUGUGUAAUGUCAAGCAAGUGGACUGAAGAAAACAGUUAUUCCAUAUGUGCUGCAAUUUUGUUUUGACUUCUGACCUUUGUGAAAAAUGUUUCCCAAAUGUAGUUGCAACUUUUUUUCUGAAUAAUGACUACCAUCACCAUGAUGUGUGUGGUUAAUAGGAAUUUCUGACUUGCGAUUAUCAAUGUAAUAAAAAGUGAACUGUUA